ACAGACAUUUACUGUCAUUCCAGUGUGUCGGCCGCGAAAAUCUCGAAGACAACAAUUAGCUUUUUGGCAAUAAUCUAAUACAGUUUAGUGAUAGGUAUGAGGUUAGCAGUGUGGUUAUUGUUAGGUUCAAAAUCAUAUUUUUAGAAUAUAAAUUGUAGAAUUGGGCGGGGUUUAUGGCUUUGGUAACGAUUUGUGUAGUGCUGCAGGGCAUUUUCAAGGUGAUACGCGGUCAAAUCUUUCAGAUACCUUCAUGGAUUUAUUUAGAAUGUCAGUCACCACCAAAAACGAUACUCUGUAACCUGCCUUUCAAGCCACCGACAUCUUUCCAGGAGAUAACCAUUGAAGUUCUGCUUUCAUCGCCCCUGAAGUAAUUUCCUGACCAAGAAGACUGCGCUGUCACAAAAGGCCAGCUCUGUGCCAGGCAAGAUGACCACAGCCAGGUAUCGGCCCACCUGGGACCUGGCACUAGACCCGCUGGUCUCCUGCAAACUCUGCCUUGGAGAGUUCCCGCUGGAGCAGAUGACCACCAUUACUCAGUGCCAGUGUGUCUUCUGUACACUAUGCCUGAAGCAGUAUGUGGAACUCCUGAUCAAAGAGGGCCUUGAAACUGCAAUUAGCUGUCCAGACUCUGCCUGUCCAAAACGAGGACACUUGUUGGAAAAUGAGAUUGAGUGCAUAGUGGCUACAGCGAUUAUGCAGAGAUACAAGAAGCUGCAGUUUGAGAGGGAGGUGCUUCUGGACCCGUGCCGGACGUGGUGCCCAUCGUCGUCGUGCCAGGCAGUGUGCCAGCUGAAGGAGAUGGAGGUGGCGCAGCCCCAGCUGGUGAAGUGUGCCGUGUGCACCCUGGAGUUCUGCUCGGCCUGCAAGGCUAACUGGCACCCCGGGCAGGUCUGCCCACCCCAGGAGAACAACCUGCCCAUCACCGCUUUCCUACCCGGAGAGACCAGCUCCUUCUACAAGAGUGACGAUGACGAUGGUCCCAUCAAGCGCUGUCCCAAGUGUAAGGUGUACAUCGAGAGGGACGAGGGCUGUGCCCAGAUGAUGUGCAAGAACUGUAAACACGCCUUCUGCUGGUACUGUCUGGAGUCACUGGACGAUGACUUCCUCCUGAUCCACUAUGACAAAGGGCCCUGUCGAAACAAACUGGGCCACUCCAGGGCGUCUGUCAUCUGGCACAGAACACAGGUGGUGGGGAUCUUCGCUGGCUUCGGCCUUCUCCUGCUGGUGGCCUCUCCCUUUCUCCUCCUGGCCACGCCCUUUGUCCUCUGCUGUAAGUGCAAGUGCAGCAAAGGGGACGACGACCCCCUGCCCACCUAAACCCCGCCUCGCUAAGCAGGCGGCCAUAUUUAUUUUUCGUCCCUUCCGUUUUCUCCCUCCACGCUUCUGGCGGUGCUUCAUUUAACGGGUCUGGGGCCGAGCUGCACCGUCUCGGCCCAGCCGCGUCCCGAUCCAUCUCGCUCGCAGUGUCAUGGUGGGAGAGGAGGAGUUGUGUUGACCCUGUGCUCCCUGGCCUGGUGGAAGAUGGGUUCACAGAGGUCAGACUUUGUGGACGACAACGACGUGCCUCUCUGUGGGCUUGGGGGCCAUGUGUCCGUUUACUGUAGCAGGGCCACGCUGAGGCCUUGAGGUGAGCUACAGGCAGUGGUGUAGUACAGAACCGAAGAGGAUGUUUUAUCAAGAGAAGAGGGAUAAAGACGUGAUGUCUGGAUCCUCUUGUUGGAGACAGUUUCAUGCAGGAGCUGCUACUAUCGGAGGACCUUCACCUUAACUCGUUUCAGUCGAGUUUCUUGUUUUUGUUGGUUUGUCAAACACAAAGCUUUCCCCCCACCCCUCUAUUCUCGCUUUUUAUCUCUCAACAUACAGGAAAUACCACUGGAGUUACGUUUUUACAAACGUUUUGUGUUUACUCUGUUUGCACAUUAAAGACCCUCCGUUUGUCGCUUUAAGAACCAGGGCGGGAGUUGGGAUGUUUUCUGUCUCUCACUCCCCUGUACAGCACGUUCUCUUGGUGAUGUCUGUGUUUCUGUCAUCUUUUGCUCUGUUCCCACUAUCAGCAAGAAGUUAUUGUUUUUACAAAAUCGAUUUGAACUCUUAUUUCUGUCUUUAAAAAAAGUAUAUAUAUAUAUAUAUUCUUACCCCCUUUUACUCCCCAAUUUCGUAGUAUCCAAUUGUUAGUAGAUACUGUCUUGUCUCAUCACUACAAAUUCCGUACGGACUCGGAGA
Molecule: messenger RNA, 2223 nt
Organism: Oncorhynchus gorbuscha (pink salmon)
Lineage: Eukaryota; Metazoa; Chordata; Actinopteri; Salmoniformes; Salmonidae
Gene: rnf144aa
Product: ring finger protein 144aa
Exons: 9
Coding region: 427-1317 (296 amino acids)
Biological process (GO): ubiquitin-dependent protein catabolic process; positive regulation of proteasomal ubiquitin-dependent protein catabolic process; protein polyubiquitination
Cellular component (GO): ubiquitin ligase complex; cytoplasm; Golgi apparatus
Molecular function (GO): zinc ion binding; ubiquitin conjugating enzyme binding; ubiquitin protein ligase activity
Source: RefSeq, a predicted model, not a curated record